Messenger RNA from Sphenostylis stenocarpa, 1698 nucleotides. The record is from the annotation of a GenBank genome assembly. NCBI's taxonomy places the organism in Eukaryota, Viridiplantae, Streptophyta, Magnoliopsida, Fabales, Fabaceae.
AUGGCGAUUCCAAGAACAAUUUUGACAAUAUUGAGUUCAAAAGCAACUUUUAAGCGCGGCCGUGAGUGUGGUGUGGAAGGGAUAAGAGAGGAGAACGAGUUUCAGAGUUUUCAGAGAGAGGAAAACCAAUACCCCACCAUUUUUGGUGCGUUAAUCGGAGCCAAUUCAGUAGACAUGGAAAAUUCCCAAGAUCAACAACCACUCCCUCCAGGUGUUCCUUCGUGGCCAAACUAUGCCGAUGCCGCUCCUUCACCUCAAUACCCCUUUCCUCCCAACGCCCCGUACGACCUUCAACAAGGAACCCUUUCACACCAUGGGUUCGCCACCGGUCACGCCUUAACCUCAGAGGUCAUUCCCGAUGUUAAACCAAUCGAACAACAUGGAGAAAAUAACUCUUCCGAUUCUAACCUUGCUCGGAACGCUAGAGUGGACGGUGCCACAGUUAGUGUUUCCGCCGCUUCGAACUACUAUGGAGCGCAGUUCAAUGGCUCGAAUGACAUUGAUAUUGCUGCACAGGAUGCAGUGCUGCGCGAACAAGAAAUUGCGAUGCAAAAUGUCGUGAGGAGUCAAAGAGAGGGAAGAACUGCAGCUGCACCUAACAAGGAUAAUUUGGAUGUUUUCUCAGAGCGGCGUGACCCCAAUGCUUUGAAGGAGCAUCUAUUGAAAAUGGCCACAGAGCAUAGGGCUGAAAUGGCUGUGAAGCGUGGGAAAGCUGCACGUGCGGAAGAAGGUAACACAGAAAUAGGCAAUGGAUAUGGUGUACCUGGUGGAGGUGCCUAUUAUGAUGCUCCAAAACUUAAUACUACUGCAGGUAGCAAUGCUUCCAGUCAGCCUGAUCAUAUACUUGAUAGAUGUUCAGAACCAAAACCUGCAGCUAAAGAAUUGCCUGAGUUCCUCAAGCAGAGGCUGAGAGCUAGGGGUAUUCUUGAAGAAGAUUCAUGUGCUUCAGAUCUUAAAGCCACUGCAGCUGAAGUUACGGAAAAUCAAAAGUUGCCACUCGGAUGGGUCGAGGCAAAAGAUCCUAGAAGUGGGGCAUGUUAUUAUUAUAAUGAAAGUACAGGGAAGAGUCAAUGGGAAAAACCUCAAGAAUCAUACUUAACUGAGCAAUCACCAUCAUCUUCACAUCUUCCAGAAUAUUGGGUGGAGUCAUUGGAUGAAACAACAGGUCAUAAGUAUUAUUACAAUACAAAAACUCAUGUAUCUCAAUGGGAGCGUCCUAAAUUGGCUCAGGAAGUAGUUUCAAAUCACUCAGGCAUGUCAGUUGGUGGUGGGUAUGAUCAAUCAUCUAAUUUGACACGGUGCAUGGGAUGUGGAGGUUGGGGUGUUGGCCUAGUUCGACAAUGGGGUUACUGCAAUCACUGCACAAGGACCAGUUCGAAACCUCCAUUUCACAAGGGAGGUAGAAAAGGGGGUAAAAAACGUGAUUUUGCAGAGGAUGACGAGUUGGAUCCCAUGGACCCUAGCUCCUAUUCUGAUGCUCCUCGUGGUGGCUGGGUCGUGGGUCUGAAAGGUGUGCAGCCACGAGCAGCUGACACAACAGCAACAGGUCCUCUCUUUCAACAACGACCAUAUCCAUCACCUGGAGCUGUUCUUCGGAAGAAUGCUGAAAUUGCUUCUCAGAAGAAGAAACCAAAUUCAAAUUUUACUCCCAUAUCCAAAAGGGGUGAUGGAAGUGAUGGCCUUGGUGAUGCAGACUAG